Molecule: messenger RNA, 567 nt
Organism: Daktulosphaira vitifoliae (grape phylloxera)
Lineage: Eukaryota; Metazoa; Arthropoda; Insecta; Hemiptera; Phylloxeridae
Product: oocyte zinc finger protein XlCOF7.1-like
Exons: 1
Coding region: 1-567 (188 amino acids)
Biological process (GO): regulation of transcription by RNA polymerase II
Cellular component (GO): nucleus
Molecular function (GO): RNA polymerase II transcription regulatory region sequence-specific DNA binding; DNA-binding transcription factor activity, RNA polymerase II-specific
Source: RefSeq, a predicted model, not a curated record
AUGCCCGUGGCCGAUCACUUUAUGGCUGCUCCUUUCAACGCGGAUCCUGUUAUUCCUAAAUUAAAAGGCAGAAAUGUCUGUGAAAAAUGUUGUAAAACUUUUGAAGACAAAACUAAUUUGUGGAGACAUGUACAGCAAGAACACGGUAAUGAUAGUGAUCUAUUAUGUUCCGAACCCAAUUGUGGCAAACUGUUUGCUAGCAACGCCUUGAAAAUAGCUCACAUAGCACACCAUGAGACCAACGGCGUUUUAACUAACACUUGCGAGAUGUGUGGUAUGUUGUUGGCUAGUCGUAAAACAUUCUAUAGACAUGUGACGAUUGUUCAUAAGGACAGUAUUAAAGAUCUAUGUGGAUUUUGUUUAAAGUUUAGCCAAAACACUACUGCUCUGAAAGUACACGUGUGGCAAACACACACACGACAAAUGUUAACUGGUAUACGUUGUGAUGUUUGUGGAAAAGGAUAUUGUAAUACCAAAAUGAUGCUCAAGCAUAAAGCAAUUCACAAAAUAAAAGGCAAUUAUUGUAGUAUCAUUCCAAUAAAUACAAAAAAUAAUGUUUCCUCCUAA